Messenger RNA from Nothobranchius furzeri (turquoise killifish), 2749 nucleotides. RefSeq lists its product as uncharacterized. The record is from RefSeq and is a predicted model, not a curated record. NCBI's taxonomy places the organism in Eukaryota, Metazoa, Chordata, Actinopteri, Cyprinodontiformes, Nothobranchiidae.
UGUACACGAUACUUCUUUAGGAAAAUAAUGAGUAAAACAGAUACGAUAACAGUUCUGAGAACCAAACAAGGAACAGAAGAAAAAACCACGGAAGGAAUAAAGAGGACUGUUGAAGAGUUUUAUGAAGAUUUGUACAACGAAAGGGAGAUAGAGAUGAAAAUGUUUAAUGAAAUUUUAAAAGACAUGACAGAGUUUAGAGAAGGAAAAGAAGAAAUAAAGAAUUUGAUCAAUUGGACCAGCUACCUGAGAGUUUUAGGUGUGGAAUCGUGUCCCUAAUUUAUAAAGGAAACAACAAAAUGGACUUGAGGAACUGGAGACCGAUUACACUUUUAAACAGACUGCAAACUUUUUAGUAGACUUUUAGCAACGAGACUAAAACCGUUUUUGGGACAAAUUAUACAUUCAGACCAGACGUGUGCAGUUAAAGGGAGAAAGAUCACAGAUGGUCUAAUCCUUAUACGGGACAAUAUUGCAAUGGCUAAAGAAAAGAACACCAAGUUAAUAAUAGCCAACCUAGACUUCGAAAAAGCCUUUGAUAGAGUUUCGCAUGUGUUUUUGUUUGAGUUACUGGAGAAAAUAGGUCUACCUGAAAGAUUCAAACUGGAUAAAGUUAAUAUAUAAUAAUGUUUACAGUAAAUGUCUGCUAAAUGGACAUCUAACAAAAAAAAUACCGAUCAGGUCAGGUGUGAGACAAGGUUGCCCGCUGUCAGCGAUUUUGUACGUAAUAUACAUUGAGCCAUUAGCACAAAUGAUAAGAAACGAUAAAUGGAUUACAGGACAAAGGAUACCAGGCAGUGGAGGUCAAGACCUAAAAUGUGUUUUAUAUAUGGACGAUAUUAAUAUCGUGUGUACUGACAUGGCAUCUAUAAACAGAGCUUUUAUACUAACUGAGCAGUAUGGGAAAGCAUCUGGGGCCAAACUAAAUGAGAACAAAACACAACUACAGCUGUAUGGACCAUGGACAGCAAGUGAAAGAACACAGGCAAAAGUAAACUCAAAUGAACAAAAGAUACUAGGGAUUAAAUUUGAUAAAGAAGGUAAAGGUGAGGAAAAUUGGACAGAAAUAUCUGCAAAAGUGAGACAGAGAACAGGCCUGUGGAAACAAAGAGACCUAACCCUGAAUGGAAAAGUGCUGAUAAUAAAAGCUGUGAUAAUCCCUUUGUUUUUAUUGGCAUCAAGUGUGUUUUUACCAUCUAGGAAAAUGAUAAGAAGUCUUGAGAGGACAAUCUUCCAGUUUUUAUGGGGAUCCAAGUGGGAGAGACUAAAGAGAGAAGAAAUGAAGAAACCCAAAGGAAAAGGAGGCAUGGGGGUUCCAGACCUAUAUUUGUGUCUGGGUGCACAUUACACCUGCACACACAUGCGAGUAGUAAUGACUGAACAGGCCGGUGUAAAGACACGUGCAAUGUCUUACUAUUGUAUGGGUUCAUACCUCCGUAAACUAAAACUGAUGCCAAGUAAUUUGAGAGUACCUGUAGCCUUUCAGUUGCCACCUGCUUACGAGGUCAUCAAGACAUUUUUAACACAUUUUAAUCUGGAAAAUGAAAGUAAGGACACUCUUUUAAACCAGCGUUUUUUAACUUCUGUUGUACAGGCUCGAAGUGACCCGAUUCCUGUUGCGGGACUUGCAGGUGGGGAGGCGGAGGCGGUGUGGAAAGGCCGCCCUGGUCUCCCAAACAGACUGUUGGACCUGUCAUGGCAAGUGGCACAUGGGAUCCUCCCCGUCAGGGAUGUUAUGCACUCCAGAGGAAUGGCAGCCAAAGCGGCAUGCCCCCGAUCCGGCUGUGGCGCACCGGAGACGGUACGGCACCUCCUCUGGGAGUGCAGUGCUGCUAUCGACCUGUGGACAACAGCCGGCUCCCAGGACUUCCCGUACUUGCCAGCAAGGGAGGUCCUGACAGCACACCUAGUGCUCUAUGGGGUGAGCCAGAGUACGGCAAAACCAGAAAAACUCGGUGACGAGGAAAGGCUCACCCUAGCCGCCAUCAAAGACGCCAUUUGGACCUCCAGAAACUUGCUGGUGAGAAAUCACAUGCAGAUCCCCCCCGUGGCUGUGAUCCGGAUGGCUGCAGCCCUGAGGACAUCGUCAGGGUUGCGGGCGGCGAGCCAAGGACACAGCCACAAAGAAGAAUCGCCUCUGUGACAUUCGGAUGGUGGAGCCGGAGUCCACGAGAAAAGGUUGAAGCAGCAACACCCUGACACUCCAGCGCAUAGAUGGAGGAUCCCAAACCACACCCCAGUUGUGGGGUCAGAGGAAAAAGGGUCUUUGGUUUGUGGAGGAGGAUCUGGGUACAUUUUGAUGCUGGCAUGACUGCCAUCCGCCCCCCAGUCUGGGGACCUCCAGGUUGAGGGUCAUGGAGAACUGCAACUUAAAAGGAUCACAGCCUUCAGACAAAUGACAGAGAUCAUCUAGUUGAAUAGCUCCUUUUAUUGUAAAAAAAAUUUAAAGGCAUUGUAAAUUGAUAAUUGUCAAUAAAAAUUUUGAAAAAAAAAAUCUGUUCUUAUCAGUUUAAUAUCUGAUACGUCCCCUAUCCGGGGACCAUAUGUUAAAUUGAUUUUUGGAACAGGGAGAUGGAAUAGGGGCUUGCUCCGUCCACUCCACGCAUCGACCUGGUAUUGCAGUAUCUCCGGGAACGGUGCACCUCCCCUAAUGGUGUGAAAAUCAAGUAUUAUAUCUUGCCCGAAGUUGUGCAAAGUUCGUCAAUAACCUGUGUGAAUAUAGGUCUAUGAUAUGAUGUUCUGAAGUUUAGUG